AAAAAGAAUGGUUCAAUUGUUCUUUUGCAAAGAAAUCCAAUGCCAGCUUCCUCCAUCAGUUGCGUUGAGCUGAAUCUCAAUGUUGAAGAGACCGGUGACUUGAGCAGGAACAAUUGAAGCCUUUCUCGCAGUUUGGCAGUGAUUUCUCAGGCAACUGAGAGGAGUCUUCUGGAACUGGAUAUGGUGAUUGAAGCCAUGAAACUUGUCACUGCCGGAGUCAGUUCACUUCAAUUCAAGAACAGUCAAAUCUUCGGGACGUGUAUGAAUAGCUCCCAUGCCCUUCCCAUGCAAAGCAAAAGUUUAGUUUUGAAUCCGUUGGUUGUUCGAGCGUCAUCUAGGGCCAAUACUCGAACAGAGAAUGCCAAGAUUCGUAACAGAAGAUUUAGAAAAAAGUAUAAUGGCACGCCGACAAGACCAAGGCUUUCGGUGUUCUGUUCACACAAACAGCUGUAUGCUAUGCUGGUAGAUGAUCAAAAUAAGAAAUGUUUGUUUCAUGGGAGCACUCUGCAAGAAUCAAUCCGUGGAGACCCCCCUUGCAGCACCAUUGAAGCAGCUAAACGUGUCGGUGAAGAGCUUGUGAAGACUUGUAUAGAUCUUAACAUCAAUGAGAUUUCGUCUUACGAUCGCAAUGGUUUCGCUCGGGGUGAAAGAAUGCAAGCUUUUGAGACCUUUGUUUCCCAGCAUGGUUUCUUGCCAUGAUAAAUCUAUCAUUUGCAUUUCUUUUCUUCUUUUUUCCCCCUUUUUUUUCUUUCAGACCCUUAGUUUUUACAAGUAUAUAUCUUACUACUCCGUAAUAAAAAUAAUACAUUUUAUCUCAUACUAACUCCAUCUUUAAAAACUUUGCUAAUUUUGAUUUUCACAAAAUUUAAAAAAGGAUUGAAGAAUGU
Cuscuta campestris is the source of this 887-nucleotide messenger RNA. NCBI's taxonomy places the organism in Eukaryota, Viridiplantae, Streptophyta, Magnoliopsida, Solanales, Convolvulaceae. The record is from the annotation of a GenBank genome assembly.